AUGGAAGGCUCCAAAGGGUCCAAAGCCCAUUCAAAGAAAAAUAAAAAUCCUCUAGGCUUAGGAAGAGCCAUCAGAUCAGCUCGUCAGAAGGAAAAUGCCAUUGAAUAUCUGCCAGAUGGUGAAAUGAGAUUUACUACAGAUAAGCAUGAAGCUAAUUGGGUUAAAUUACGUUCUGUCACUCAAGAAAAUGCCUUAGAUGAUUUUUUAAGUACUGCUGAAUUGGCUGACAAAGAUUUUACCGCAGAUAGACAUAGUAACGUUAAAAUUAUCAGAUUAGAAAAUGGGGUGGAUGAUGCAGUUAGUAAAGGUUUUAGUUUGACAAAUGAAAGACGUGAAGCUUUAGAUAGUAAACAAAGAACACUCGCUAAGGAUCUUAUUGUUCCAAGAAGACCUUAUUGGGAUGAAACUACAACUAAAUAUGAAUUACAGAAAGAGGAAAAAGAAGCAUUUUUGCAAUGGAGAAGAAAAUUAGCACAAUUACAAGAAUCAAAUGAAGAUUUACUACUGACUCCAUUUGAAAGAAAUAUUGAAGUUUGGAAACAAUUAUGGAGAGUCGUUGAAAGAUCAGAUCUUGUUGUUCAAAUUGUUGAUGCUAGAGAUCCAUUGUUAUUUAGAUCAGUUGAUUUAGAAAGAUAUGUUAAAGAAACUGAUGAAAGAAAGCAAAACUUAUUGCUAGUAAACAAAGCAGACCUAUUAACUCGUAAACAAAGAAUUGCUUGGGCUAAGUAUUUCAUCUCUAGAGGUAUCUCCUUUACAUUUUAUUCUGCUUUGAGAGCUAAUCAAUUAUUAGAACAACAAAAGGAAGCUGGUGAAGAAUAUAAACCUGGCCAAAUUUUAGAAGUUGAAGAAGAAAUUGAUGAAGCUAAUGAAAAGAAUUUGGACAGUGAGAUCUUAGAAAAGAUUAAAAUAUUGAGUAUUGAUCAACUAGAAGAUUUGUUUUUAUCAAAAGCUCCUAAGGAAUCAUUAACUACACCUUUACCAGGUCAAGAAUCAAUUAUUCAGAUUGGUCUAGUAGGUUAUCCAAAUGUGGGUAAAUCUUCUACAAUUAACUCGCUUGUAGGCUCUAAAAAAGUUUCAGUUUCUUCUACACCAGGUAAAACAAAGCAUUUUCAAACUAUUAAAUUAUCUAAGAAUGUGAUGCUAUGUGAUUGUCCUGGUUUAGUUUUCCCAAAUUUUGCUUAUAACAAAGGUGAAUUAGUCUGUAACGGUGUUUUACCAAUUGAUCAAUUGCGUGAUUACAUUGGUCCUACGACUUUAGUAGCAGAAAGAAUACCUAAAUACUUCUUAGAGGCAGUAUAUGGUAUUCAUAUUCAAACUAAAUCAAAGAGUGAAGGUGGUAAUGGUGAAAUCCCUACUGCCCAAGAAUUAUUAGUUGCAUAUGCUAGAGCUCGUGGUUAUAUGACUCAAGGUUUUGGUUCGGCUGAUGAACCACGUGCAAGUCGUUAUAUUCUAAAAGAUUAUGUUAAUGGUAAAUUAUUAUACAUUAAUCCACCACCACAUUUGGAAGAUGAUACACCAUAUACUAUUGAAGAACGUAGAGAAUUCAAUAAAGAGCUAUAUACUUUUGAUAGGUUACCAGAAACAAGAAGGGAACAAUUAAAAGACGCAGCUAAACAUAAAGGUAUUGACGAGUUAGACUUAGCAAGAGAUUUGAAAAAGUUAACGUUUUCUGCUCAUACUGGGGGUGAAGAUGGUAAGGAAGCAAAGUCUGUUACUCAUGGUGGUAAACAAGCUGCUUUGUUUAAUGCAGCAGAUGAUUUAGACAGAGAAUUUUUCCAAAUGACUAAUAUUAAAGGUCAAUUGACUACACCUUUCCAUAAUAAUCAAUUAGAUAAUUCAGCUGGUAAAAAACACAAUAAGAAAAAUAAGAAAAGCAAAAAGAAAGCUUUAAUGUACACUACAUAG
This is a messenger RNA of Henningerozyma blattae CBS 6284, 1905 nucleotides long. It is a transcript of the gene LSG1, whose product is annotated as ribosome biogenesis GTPase LSG1. Lineage: Eukaryota; Fungi; Ascomycota; Saccharomycetes; Saccharomycetales; Saccharomycetaceae. The record is from RefSeq and is a predicted model, not a curated record. Bases 1 to 1905 code for a protein of 634 amino acids. The transcript has a single exon. Gene Ontology annotation, cellular component: cytosol. Gene Ontology annotation, biological process: ribosomal subunit export from nucleus. Gene Ontology annotation, molecular function: GTP binding; GTPase activity.